Molecule: messenger RNA, 1218 nt
Organism: Mollisia scopiformis
Lineage: Eukaryota; Fungi; Ascomycota; Leotiomycetes; Helotiales; Mollisiaceae
Exons: 1
Coding region: 1-1218 (405 amino acids)
Source: RefSeq, a predicted model, not a curated record
AUGACGCAAAGCAGAAACAAGUUCGGUGCCACCGACAAGAUACCUACCCAGUAUAUCGAGGAGGUACCAGGCCAGGCUCUUCUGGAGCUGCUGUCUCAGCGAAGGGGAUGUUGUCUUUCGGACCCCAGAGAUAUGAUAUAUGCCCAUCUCGGACUUGCGAGCGCCAUCACAAGAUUGAAGAUUCCGAUUGAUUAUGAUAAGUCUGUGUCAGAGGUCUAUCAGUAUACCACCCGCUUAUUCGUAGAAUGGUAUGGACUUAAGAACAUACUUCAUCAUGUGGAAAGUAUUUCAUUGGGUGGGCUCCAAAGAGGCUAUCCAUCAUGGGUACCUGACUGGACUAUAUCGGAGCAGUCUGGUAAUCGAGGCCACCGCUCCCACAUUCCCUCAUCAUCGCUUUCGAACCCUGAAUACUACAAGGCCUCGUGGGCCGCACCGAAUGUUCUUGCUUUUGCUGGUGUUUGUUAUGGUUCAGUACAGACAGUGCUCCCCUGUUCGGCUUGGCCGGUGCAUGUUGAUGGAAUGGUGUCAUGGGAUCCUGCUGUCUCACAGACUCGUUGGGAUCAUUCGUAUUUCACUUCCGCCCUGCAGUGGAUGUCAAGAUCAGACGACAAAUUCCUGAGAGCUCGAGACUUCGUCUUUGAUCUUAUUGAGCAGCGUGGUACGGAUGGCAUCUAUGAACCAUUUUUCCCCAUGGACCGCUUCGAACCAAGUCUUUGGGCAGAAGUUAGUUCAAUCUUAUGUAAAUGGGCUUCAAGAAGGUCAUUUUACCUAGGUUGGACUGAUGAUGAUAUUAUUCACCAUCAUUUAGUUGGGAGAUUCAUCUUCAUUCUAAUGAGAAUAGCAUACAUAAGCUGGUCAAAUAAACUUAAGCAACCAGCAAUUCUCGGAGGAAGUGCGCCUGUCAUGCUCCCUGUUUUAGCACAGCCGGGUGACAUUCUAGUCAAUUGUCUGACAGGUACAUACGAGUCAGGUCACGAUGCUAUUUUGCUGAGACCGUCCAAGUUCGAACUCAGUCGAAAUGAACAGCACCUGGUAAGAAAAGACUUGAGUCUAAUCAACAAGGACUCCUCGGGGUACGACUGGAAUACCUUCCAGUUACAAGAUUGCCAUUUUAUUGCAAUGGUAGAUGCUACGACUAUCUGGAUGAAAACUUGGUUUCACUCAGUGCAAGAGUUGGAGAACACUUGUGCCGUUAGGAAGAUUUUUGCUCUACAUUGA